UAGUUAUUAUGCACCCAACCAAAUGACUGUGCGGAACCUUCGACACACAGCAUUAUCCGGGGAAGUUCAUUGUCAUUGCACCAGUGUCAGGAAGUGCGCAUGUUUUGAAAGAUGGCGGACGUUCCUAAUGAUGCACCAGAACACUGUCCGGGCACAAGCAGUGACCAGGCUGGUAAAUCAUCAGCAUGUCAAGGAUGCCCAAAUCAAAACAUGUGUGCGUCUGGUGCUGCCAAAGCUCCUGAUCCAGCCAUAGAGGAAAUCAGACAGAAAUUGACCUCUGUGAAGCACAAGAUUCUGGUUUUGUCUGGAAAAGGGGGUGUUGGGAAGAGCACAUUCAGCGCACAUUUGUCUCAUGCGUUGGCUAGUGAUGACUCCAAAGAGGUUGCACUGCUAGAUGUGGACAUCUGUGGGCCGUCUAUACCAAAAAUAAUGGGGUUAGAGGGGGAGCAGGUUCAUCAGAGCGGCUCAGGCUGGUCCCCAGUGUAUGUUGAGGACAACUUGGCCGUCAUGUCCAUCGGCUUCCUGCUCAGUAGUCCAGAUGAUGCUGUUAUCUGGAGAGGCCCCAAAAAGAAUGGCAUGAUAAAACAGUUUCUGAGGGAUGUGGACUGGGGAGAAGUGGAUUAUCUGAUUGUAGACACGCCUCCAGGAACGUCUGAUGAACAUUUGUCCAUCGUGCAGUAUCUCAGCAGCGCUGGCAUCGAUGGAGCUGUCAUCAUCACCACCCCGCAGGAAGUAUCUUUGCAGGAUGUGAGAAAAGAGAUCCGAUUCUGUAAAAAGGUCAAAAUCCCCAUCAUAGGUGUGAUUGAAAACAUGAGUGGCUUUGUUUGUCCUAAAUGCAAGAAUACAUCACAGAUAUUUCCUCCGACCACAGGAGGAGCACAGAGAAUGUGUGAAGAACUAAAUCUCCCUCUUUUGGGCAGAGUCCCCCUGGAUCCACGGAUAGGGAAAAGCUGUGACGAGGGAAGGUCUUUCCUGACUGAAGUUCCAGACUCUCCUGCAGCAGUGGCCUAUCAGAAUAUUGUCCAAAAAAUCAGAGAUUACUGUUCUUCCCAUUCUACACCAGAUAAUCCUUGUUGACGCAGAAGUGUACAUCAGACCUUUGUCCAGCCAGUUGGGAUGUCCGAUGAAUUCAGACAGCAGUGUCAUGUGAUUAAUCAGUCACAAAAGCAAGGUCAUGAGCUUUCUGCUCAACACACUUGCUCACCUUUAUAAACUCAUUUACAGGGCCAAAUCUGAAUUCCUGGGUUCCCUUCAAAUCACAGAUUGUGAAAAUAUAUAAUUUUUGAGAUUUGAAAAAUUGUGUGUUACAAUAUAUCAUAAAAACGAAUUCAUGUUAUACAUUAGAAGUAGAGAUCACAAGUCACAAUCCAAUUCAUGAAUCCAAAUUUGUAAAUUGUACUUGAUGAAAGUGAAAGCAAAAUAUAAUUAUUGCUAUAAUGACAAUGGGCAUGUUUCAGCAGGCCAGGAGAAAUUGUGUUUAUUAUCAGAAAAGGUAAUGUGUGCCAUAUAGUGGCUUUUCUCGUCAGUGAGAUGUAAUGGCUAAUGUUUAAUUUUGCUAAUAAAUUUCUUAAGAUGACAAUUUCUAAAUCUGA
Messenger RNA from Onychostoma macrolepis, 1592 nucleotides. It is a transcript of the gene nubp1, whose product is annotated as nucleotide binding protein 1 (MinD homolog, E. coli). Gene Ontology annotation, molecular function: ATP binding; 4 iron, 4 sulfur cluster binding; ATP-dependent FeS chaperone activity. The record is from RefSeq and is a predicted model, not a curated record. The transcript has 11 exons. Gene Ontology annotation, cellular component: cytosol. Gene Ontology annotation, biological process: iron-sulfur cluster assembly. Lineage: Eukaryota; Metazoa; Chordata; Actinopteri; Cypriniformes; Cyprinidae. Bases 112 to 1077 code for a protein of 321 amino acids.